CCUCCCUGUCUCUCCCGCACGCGCUAAAACCCUGUUCUAGGGUUUCUCCAAGAUCGUCCUCCUCGUUCGCAAGACACGCGCCACCACCUUCCGGCGCCCAGCACAACCGCUGAUAAACUGAGGAUGGCGCCGAUAGAGAAGCCUGACUACUCUGCCCUGCGCGAGCUUGUCCACCCGCACAUCGAUUCCUUCGAUUACUUCCUUGAUGAAGGCCUCGAGAAGGCCGUCGUCUCUAUCCGCCCGGUCGAGCUCUCCGACCCCGUUUCCGGCUCCAAGCUUAGAAUUUCUUUUGGCAAACCCUAUGUAAACGCGCCGACGAAGGAGGGUAGAUUGAAGUCGUCUCUAUAUCCUCACCAGUGCAGAGAAGCAGGGUUAUCGUAUAAAGGGGAGUUCAAAGUGGAGCUCAACCUUCAGUUUGACAAUAAGGCUGUUGUCAGAGAUCAUAUCUCUUUCGGGCAUUUGCCAAUCAUGUUGAGGUCGAAACUGUGCCAUUUAAGAGGUGCAAGCCCUGAAGAACUUAUUUUUCACAAGGAGGAGGCAACUGAAAUGGGUGGAUACUUCAUAUGUAAUGGGUUGGAGCGACUUGCACGACUUCUAAUUGUGCCGAAACGUAAUUAUCCAAUUGGAAUGGUCCGAAAAUCAUUUCGUAGUCGUGGGGAUGGGUACACCAGUAAAGGAGUUGUCAUCAGAUGUGUUCGAGAAGAUCAAUCUUCUGUGACGAUCAAGCUGUACUAUCUCCAAAAUGGAAGUGCAAGAAUUGGAUUCUGGAUAAGAGGGCGAGAGGUUUUACUUCCUGUUGGGAUCAUCUUGAAGGCCCUUAUUGAUACCAAUGACCAUGAAAUUUUUCUAAGCUUGACCUCCUGUUAUAAUGAGAAAUACCAAAGGCAGAAGGGUGCUGUUGGCACACAACUUGCUGGUGAAAGGGCUCAAAUAAUUCUGGAUGAAGUCAGGGCUUUGUUACUUUUGACUCGUUCUCAGUGCUUAGAACAUAUUGGGGAGUUCUUCCAACCUGCCAUUUAUGGAUUUGAAACUGAAACUCAUUUAGUUGUGGCAGAAGCUGUUCUUAGAGACUACAUAUUUGUGCAUCUUGCUAAUAACUAUGACAAAUUCAAUUUGCUGAUUUUCAUGCUGCAGAAGCUUUUUGCACUUGUAGAUCAAACUGCUGCACCUGAUAAUCCUGAUGCCCUACAAAAUCAGGAGGUUCUCCUCCCUGGACACUUGAUAACUCUUUAUGUUAAGGAAAAACUCGAAGAGUGGCUCCAUAAGUCAAUACGAGAUAUAAAGGAUGAGAUGUCAAAAAAUCCAGCUGAGUUUAAAUUCAAUAAGUUGGACGCAAAGAAGAUCUCUCGAAAUUCACCGUCAAUAGGUAGAGCUGUUGAGAGCAUGAUAAGAACUGGGAAGUUGGCCACAAGAUCAACUCUUGAUUUGCCUCAGAAAGAUGGUCUGACGAUUCAGGCAGAGAGGCUUAACUUUCUCCGUUUUAUUUCACAUUUUUGUGCUGUUCAUAGAGGUGCUGCUUUUGCGAAGAUGCGCACAACAAGUGUACGAAAAUUGCUUCCAGAAUCGUGGGGUUUCCUUUGCCCUGUACACACUCCUGAUGGGGAACCCUGUGGCUUGUUGAAUCAUAUGGCAUCUUCGUGCCGUGUCACAUCUUUCUAUGAUUCGGAUGGAAAGAUCAAAGAUUUCCUUAAAAUACGGAUGACCAUCUUGACUGUUUUGGUUGGGAUGGGUAUGGCUUCAUCUUUACCAAAGCUCGAGCAAGCUGGACCGCCAGAAGUGCUUCAUGUUCUCCUUGAUGGAUGUGUCGUUGGUUCUAUUUCUUCCAGUAAUAUAGAGGAUGCAGUAGGGCAUUUGAGGAGGUUGAAACUUUCAGCAUCAUCUGGGUUUCCUGCUGAUCUGGAGGUAGGUCAUGUUCCUUUAAGCCUUGGUGGAGCUUAUCCAGGUUUAUAUCUAUUCACUUCUCCAUCAAGAUUUGUUCGUCCAGUGAGGAAUAUAUAUCAGUUAUCCGACGUAAAUCAUUGCGUUGAACUUAUUGGACCCUUUGAGCAGGCUUUUAUGGAAAUAAAAUGCCCUGAUGGUGGAGAAGGUGGAAGGAGAGAAGGUUUUCCUGCAACACAUGAAGAAAUUCAUCCAACAGGAAUACUUAGUGUUGUUGCUAACCUCACACCAUGGUCUGAUCACAAUCAAAGUCCUCGCAACAUGUACCAAUGCCAGAUGGCGAAACAGACAAUGGGGUUUUCUGCACAAGCUAUUGGAAAGCGUGCAGAUGUCAAACUUUAUCAUCUUCAGACUCCACAAUCACCAAUUGUACGAACAAGUUCAUAUUCUAAAUACUGCAUCGAUGAGUAUCCAACAGGAACAAAUGCAAUAGUGGCUGUUUUGGCAUAUACAGGAUAUGACAUGGAAGAUGCUAUGAUAUUGAAUAAGUCAUCUGUUGAGCGUGGGCUUUGUCGUGGCCAGAUAUAUCAGACAGAAACUGUUGACUUGACAAAGAAGCAUGAUAAAUCCACCCGAGUUGUGGAGAUUUUUGCAAGAAGUUCUGACAGGAAAAUGAGUUCCUCAAUAGAUUCUGAUGGUCUUCCUUAUGUUGGGCAGAAAGUGCAACCAAAUGAUCCAUAUUACAGUUCGUACAAUACUUUAACAUCUGAUAUAAAACCGACCAAUAUGAAGAGUUCAGAACCGGCAGUUAUUGAUUUUGUUUCUAUUGAUGGCACAAAUUUGAAAAAUGGCAUCCAGAAGGCAAAUAUUCGAUUUCGACGUCCUAGAAAUCCUGUGAUAGGCGACAAAUUUAGCAGUAGACAUGGGCAGAAGGGUGUUUGCUCUCAGUUGUGGCCAGAUAUUGACAUGCCAUUCUCUGCCAUUACGGGAAUGCGGCCCGAUCUUAUAAUCAAUCCUCAUGCAUUUCCUUCUAGAAUGACUAUUGGAAUGCUUUUGGAAUCCGUGGCAGCUAAGGGUGGUUGUCUAAAGGGGCAAUUUAUGGAUGCAACUCCUUUCUCCAACUCAGUCAAUAAAGCAGAUGAUAAUACAUCAUUCGAAUCGAGUUCUCUAGUUGAUGAACUUGGUCCUAUGCUAACCUCAUAUGGUUUUAACUAUCACGGAGUCGAGGUUCUUUACAGUGGAGUUUUUGGUGUUGAGAUGACGUGUGAAAUUUUCAUUGGCCCUGUUUACUACCAGCGACUCCGGCAUAUGGUCUCUGACAAGUUUCAGGUUCGAUCAACUGGAGUUGUUGACCAGGUCACUAGACAACCAAUCGGUGGAAGAAAACGAGGGGGAGGGAUCCGUUUCGGGGAGAUGGAACGGGAUUCUUUGCUCGCUCAUGGAGCUGCCUAUUUACUGCACGACAGACUGCACUCAUCCUCCGAUUACCACAUUGCCGAGGUCUGCUCUAUUUGCGGGAGUCUCCUGACCGCAUCGACUCUCCAGCCACAAAAAAGAAUAGUACGGGAAAUCCGCGGACUUCCGCCUGCCAAAGCCCCCAAGACUUUUACAUGCCUUAACUGUAGAAGUAGCAAAGGGAUCGAAACUGUGGCAAUGCCGUAUGUUUUUCGAUAUUUGGCAGCAGAGCUUGCUUCUAUGAAUAUCAGAAUGGAUCUUCGUUUGAGUAAUCAACAGGAAAAAUGAGGUCUGGUCAAACUUAGUUCAUGCAUUUGUAUCAUAGGCCAGUUUUGGGAGUUAUUUUUACGGUGAAAAAAAUUUGUGCUAAUGUGUAUUAUGGAUUAUUAAUUUAUUGAUCCGAAGGAUGUGUUUUUCUGUAUCAUACGUGGCCCUUUUUUAGAAGUAGAUUAUAUUGAUUUGGAAUUGUUGUCAAGUGUAUUUUUGAGCUAAUUAAUUAGCUGAAUGGCAUUUGUUGUGGGUAUCUUUGAUUAAA
Messenger RNA from Dioscorea cayenensis subsp. rotundata (Guinea yam), 3868 nucleotides. RefSeq names its product DNA-directed RNA polymerase I subunit 2. The record is from RefSeq and is a predicted model, not a curated record. Gene Ontology annotation, molecular function: DNA binding; DNA-directed RNA polymerase activity; ribonucleoside binding. Gene Ontology annotation, cellular component: nucleus; RNA polymerase I complex. The transcript is spliced from 27 exons. Gene Ontology annotation, biological process: DNA-templated transcription. Bases 124 to 3621 code for a protein of 1165 amino acids. NCBI's taxonomy places the organism in Eukaryota, Viridiplantae, Streptophyta, Magnoliopsida, Dioscoreales, Dioscoreaceae.